Myripristis murdjan (pinecone soldierfish) is the source of this 1247-nucleotide messenger RNA. It is a transcript of the gene bloc1s1, whose product is annotated as biogenesis of lysosomal organelles complex-1, subunit 1. Lineage: Eukaryota; Metazoa; Chordata; Actinopteri; Holocentriformes; Holocentridae. Bases 152 to 529 code for a protein of 125 amino acids. The transcript is spliced from 4 exons. The record is from RefSeq and is a predicted model, not a curated record. Gene Ontology annotation, biological process: endosomal transport. Gene Ontology annotation, cellular component: BLOC-1 complex.
CUCCCACUUCCGUCCGGAUGCACAGUCUCGUGACAGCUGCUGCCAGUGCUAGUUAAUUAGCCAGUAAUAUUUCUUUCUGCUCGGAAAAUACAGGUUAGCCAGCUAAAUGAAAAGACUUUUGCAAACUCAACACAGCCACCACUGAAACAAAAUGUUGUCUCGUUUGUUAAAGGAGCACCAGGCGAAGCAAAACGAGCGGAAAGAGCUCCAAGAGAGACGCAGGCGUGAAGCCAUUGCUGCAGCCACCUGCCUGACAGAAGCCCUGGUAGACCACCUCAACGUGGGAGUCGCCCAAGCAUACGUAAACCAGCGCAAGCUUGACCAUGAGGUGAAGACUCUCCAAGUUCAAGCUAGCCAGUUUUCCAAGCAGACUGCACAAUGGAUCAGUAUGGUGGAGGGCUUCAAUCAGGCCCUAAAGGAAAUUGGGGAUGUGGAGAACUGGGCUCGCAGUAUAGAGAUGGAUAUGAGGACUAUAGCCACCGCUUUGGAGUAUGUACACAAGGGUCAGCUUCAAUCUGCUUCCACAUAGAUUUUUUCAGUACAGACAUCUGAUUGAUUGCUUGAUUCAAAGCUGAAACUAACUACACUGGAAUGCACCAGAAUUUAGCAGAAAUCUGGUCCAACAGACCCGUUCCAGCAAAGACGGAGGACCUCGCCAAGAACUGUGUUUUUAUGCCGCUCUGAAUGGGCUCAUUCUGAUUUUUGUUGCAGAAAAAUGUACUACAUGUUGUAUUUGAAAAAGAAUGCCACAUCCGCAGUUCUGUUUCUCUUCUACACUUCUCAAAUCCUUAAUGAAGACACAGACUUGUUUCUCCUUGACUAAUGACAUUAACCAGGUCAUUAACCACAGUUGUGCUGGAGUUCUGCUACAAUCAUGUUGGUGAAUUCAGUAAAAUAGACCUGGCAUUUAUGUGGAGGUGGGAAUGUCUUAUCACAAUUAGCUAUUCUAAGUGAACGAAGGACACUCCUCUGUGAAAGUUUGACAUGUAGAAAUUGGAUUUAUUUGCUUGUAAUAGUUUUAAGGGGCCACAGACAUCUCGCCAUCUGUCUGCUUUUCUGUGGUAAACCUUUCUAAUAGCUUAUAAAACAAGCCCAUUCUUCAGCGUCCAAUCCCUGGAUUAUGUAUGUCUGCAUGUAAUGUUGCCUACACUGUAUUUCUUAGACAACUUGUCUUUGUAUGUGUCUUUAUUUUAUAAACCUUUUGUUUGUCGCAGCAUUGUUUAUAGUAAAGUCAUAGUAAAAUUGCA